AGGUCCGCGCCUGCUCCGCCCCCUUCCUCCUCUCCGGGUUUGUAGGUCUGUCUGGUGGUCGGGGCGCUGUACUCUUUUAGUGGGAGCGACCCCGGCGAGCCCAGGUUGAGGUGCGGAAGAAGGCACAACGGUGCAGCUGCCCACCGGAAUCUUCAGCUCUCUUCGCUCCCCACCCGGCGUGGGAAGUAAAAAUGAAAACGAAAGGGAGGUAGGCGCGGAGGUAGGAGCUGACCGAGUGAUGGGAAGCGCGUGAGCUGGGGCCGAAAGUUUCAGGUUUCUCCUUGUAUGGAUCACUGAUUGAAUAAUAGAUGGCUUUACCUCGUCUCACAGGAGCUUUGCGCUCCUUUUCAAAUGUCACCAAGCAAGAUAAUUAUAAUGAAGAAGUGGCUGACUUAAAGGUGAAGCGGUCUAAACUUCAUGAACAAAUUGUAGACUUGGAUGUUACAUGGAAGAAGAUAGUAAAAUUUUUGAAUGAAAAACUGGAGAAGAGUGAAAUGCAAAGUGUAAAUGAAGACUUAAAAGAUAUAUUGCAGGCUGCAAAACAAAUAGUUGGAAUAGAUAAUGGUAAAGAAGCAAUUGAAAGUGCGGCUGCAUUUCUCUUCAAGACAUUUCACUUGAAGGACUCUGUCGGUCACAAGGAGACAAAGGCUAUCAAACAGAUGUUUGGUCCUUUUCCAUCAUCAUCUGCCACUGCAGCUUGUAAUGCUACUAAUCGAAUUAUUUCUCAUUUUUGUCAAGACAAUCUUACUGCUCUUAUCCACAUGACAGAAGAAGAAUAUGGUGAUAGAGUUUUAUUUGGUAAAAAUUUAGCAUUUUCAUUUGACAUGCAUGAUUUGGACCACUUUGACGAACUGCCAAUAAAUGGUGAACCCCAGAAAACUAUAAGCCUUGAUUAUAAGAAGUUUCUGAAUGAACAUUUUCAGGAGCAGUCUACACCAGAGCUCAAGCCUGUGGAAAAAACAAAGGACUCCUUUUUGUGGUGUGAAGUUGAGAAGUACUUAAAUACAACUUUAAAUGAAAUGGCUGAAGCAACAAGAAUAGAAGAUCUUUGCUGUACCUUAUAUGAUAUGCUUGCUUCUGUUAAAAGUGGUGAUGAACUUCAGAAUGAGCUAUUUGAACUGCUGGGACCUGAUGGACUUGAACUUAUUGAGAAACUCCUCCAGAACAGAAUUACAAUUGUGGAUAGAUUUCUUAAUUCUUCAAAUGAUCAUAAGUUGCAGGCUCUUCAAGACAAUUGCAAAAAAAUUUUAGGAGAAAAUACUAAACCUAACUAUGGUUGUCAAGUUACCAUUCAGUCUGAACAAGAAAAGCAAUUAAUGAAACAGUAUCGUCGUGAAGAAAAAAGAAUUGCCAGACGAGAAAAAAAGGCUGGAGAAGAUGGAGAAAUUGCAGAAGGAGUUAUGUGCUUUGAUCCUAAGGAAUUGCGGAUACAAAGAGAGCAGGCACUUAUGAAUGCUAGAAGUGCUCCAAUUCUGAGUAGGCAGAGAGACAUGGACGUUGAAAAAAUACGUUAUCCCCAUGUUUAUGAUUCCCAAGCUGAAGCCAUGAGAACAUCAGCAUUCAUUGCUGGUGCAAAGAUGAUUUUACCAGAAGGAAUUCAAAGAGAGAAUAACAAGAUGUAUGAAGAAGUAAAGAUUCCCUAUAGUGAACCAAUGCCAGUUGGCUUUGAGGAAAAACCAGUUUAUAUCCAAGACUUAGAUGAGAUUGGGCAGCUGGCUUUCAAAGGAAUGAGGAGACUCAAUAGAAUCCAGUCAAUUGUGUUUGAGACUGCCUACAACACCAAUGAGAACAUGCUGAUUUGUGCCCCUACUGGGGCUGGAAAGACCAAUAUUGCAAUGCUUACAGUUCUGCAUGAAAUUCGCCAACAUUUUCAACAAGGUGUUAUCAAAAAGAAUGAAUUUAAGAUUGUAUAUGUUGCUCCAAUGAAAGCCUUGGCAGCUGAAAUGACAAAUUACUUCAGCAAACGUCUAGAGCCACUGGGCAUCGUUGUGAAAGAAUUGACUGGGGAUAUGCAGUUGUCAAAAAAUGAAAUUUUACGAACUCAGAUGCUUGUUACCACACCAGAAAAAUGGGAUGUAGUGACAAGAAAGAGUGUUGGAGACGUAGCUCUUUCCCAAAUUGUAAAGCUCCUUAUUCUUGAUGAAGUUCAUUUGCUGCAUGAAGAUAGAGGACCAGUAUUAGAAAGCAUAGUGGCACGUACUUUACGGCAGGUGGAAUCCACACAGAGUAUGAUAAGGAUUCUUGGGCUCUCUGCAACCUUACCCAACUACCUUGAUGUUGCUACAUUUUUACACGUUAAUCCCUGUAUUGGACUUUUCUACUUUGAUGGCCGUUUUCGACCAGUUCCUCUUGGACAGACAUUUCUGGGAGUUAAAAGUGCAAAUAAGGUGCAACAAUUGAAUAACAUGGAUGAAGUAUGUUAUGAAAGUGUUUUGAAGCAAGUAAAGGCUGGACACCAGGUGAUGGUGUUUGUGCAUGCUCGAAAUGCUACUGUAAGAACAGCUAUGUCUCUAAUAGAAAGAGCAAAAAAUAGUGGUCAGAUUUCCUGCUUUUUACCUACCCAAGGAACUGAAUAUGGACAUGCAGAAAAACAGGUGCAGAAGUCAAGAAACAAACAAGUACGAGAAUUAUUUCCAGAUGGUUUUAGUAUUCAUCAUGCAGGAAUGCUUCGGCAGGACAGAAACUUGGUUGAAAAUUUGUUUUCUAAUGGGCAUAUCAAAGUUCUGGUCUGUACAGCUACAUUAGCCUGGGGUGUCAAUCUUCCUGCUCAUGCUGUUAUUAUUAAGGGAACACAAAUAUAUGCUGCAAAAAGAGGCUCUUUUGUUGACCUUGGAAUUUUAGAUGUCAUGCAGAUAUUUGGUCGAGCUGGAAGACCACAAUUUGACAGAUUUGGAGAAGGAAUCAUCAUAACAACACAUGACAAACUCAGCCAUUACCUCACUUUGCUCACUCAACAAAACCCAAUUGAGAGUCAGUUUCUGGAAAGCCUUGCAGAUAACCUAAAUGCAGAGAUUGCUCUGGGAACAGUUACUAAUGUGGAAGAAGCAGUGAAGUGGAUAAGUUACACUUAUCUCUAUGUACGGAUGAGAGCAAACCCAUUAGUAUAUGGCAUCAGUCACAAGGCUUAUCAGAUUGACCCAACAUUAGCAAAGCACCGAGAACAGUUGGUCAUUGAAGUUGGACGAAAACUAGACAAAGCUCGGAUGAUUCGUUUUGAAGAGCGAACUGGAUAUUUUUCCUCAACUGAUUUGGGUAGAACUGCUAGCCACUACUAUAUUAAGUACAACACCAUUGAGACCUUCAAUGAACUCUUUGAUGCUCACAAAACAGAAAGUGAUAUUUUUGCUAUAGUCUCCAAAGCUGAAGAAUUUGAUCAAAUCAAGGUCAGAGAAGAGGAAAUAGAAGAGCUAGAUGCCUUAUUAAACAAUUUCUGUGAACUCUCGGCUCCUGGAGGUGUAGAGAACAGUUAUGGGAAAAUAAACAUCCUACUUCAAACUUAUAUCAGCCGAGGAGAGAUGGACAGUUUCUCCCUUAUAUCAGAUUCUGCAUAUGUUGCACAGAAUGCAGCUAGAAUUGUUCGUGCUCUUUUUGAAAUUGCUCUGAGGAAACGUUGGCCUGCCAUGACCUACAGGCUCCUGAAUCUUAGUAAAGUCAUUGACAAGAGGCUUUGGGGUUGGGCUAGCCCUUUGAGACAGUUUUCAGUGUUACCACCACACAUUCUAACAAGAUUAGAAGAAAAAAACCUUACUGUGGAUAAGCUGAAAGACAUGAGGAAAGAUGAAAUAGGUCACAUGCUGCAUCAUGUGAAUAUUGGGCUCAAGGUCAAACAAUGUGUUCAUCAGAUUCCUUCUGUUACAAUGGAAGCAUCCAUUCAGCCCAUCACACGGACUGUCCUCCGAGUGACGCUCAGCAUCUGUCCUGAUUUUACUUGGAAUGAUCAGGUCCAUGGGACAGUAGGAGAACCUUGGUGGAUUUGGGUAGAAGAUCCUACAAAUGACCAUAUUUAUCAUUCAGAGUAUUUUAUAGUUCUAAAAAAACAGGUUAUUAGUAAAGAAGCUCAACUACUGGUGUUUACAAUCCCUAUUUUUGAGCCUUUGCCUUCCCAAUACUACAUCCGAGCAGUGUCUGAUAGAUGGUUAGGAGCUGAGGCUGUAUGCAUUAUCAACUUUCAACAUCUGAUUCUACCAGAGAGACAUCCUCCUCAUACAGAAUUACUGGAUCUUCAGCCUUUACCAAUCACAGCUUUGGGAUGUGAAGCAUAUGAAGCACUAUACAACUUUAGCCACUUUAACCCUGUGCAGACACAAAUAUUUCAUACCCUGUACCACACAGACUGUAAUGUCCUCCUUGGAGCACCCACUGGAUCAGGAAAGACCGUUGCUGCUGAAUUAGCCAUUUUCAGAGUCUUCAACAAGUACCCUACUUCAAAGGCAGUGUAUAUUGCACCCUUAAAAGCUCUUGUACGUGAAAGAAUGGAUGAUUGGAAAGUUAGAAUAGAAGAAAAACUUGGUAAAAAAGUUAUUGAACUAACCGGGGAUGUGACUCCUGAUAUGAAAUCCAUUGCUAAGGCUGACCUUAUUGUCACUACACCAGAGAAGUGGGAUGGAGUCAGUAGAAGCUGGCAAAAUAGGAACUAUGUGAAGCAAGUCACUAUUCUCAUCAUAGAUGAGAUCCAUCUUCUUGGGGAGGAAAGAGGCCCUGUUCUAGAAGUCAUUGUAUCUCGAACAAAUUUCAUCUCAUCACACACAGAAAAGCCUGUUAGAAUAGUUGGACUAUCUACUGCAUUAGCUAAUGCCAGAGACCUUGCUGAUUGGCUCAACAUUCAUCAGAUGGGCUUGUUCAAUUUCCGACCAUCAGUACGUCCAGUUCCACUGGAAGUUCACAUUCAAGGCUUCCCAGGUCAACAUUACUGUCCUCGUAUGGCUAGUAUGAAUAAGCCUACAUUUCAAGCAAUUAGAAGCCAUUCUCCAGCCAAACCUGUUUUGAUAUUUGUCUCAUCAAGACGUCAAACUCGUCUUACUGCUUUGGAAUUGAUAGCUUUUCUGGCUACUGAAGAAGAUCCAAAGCAGUGGUUGAAUAUGGAUGAAAGAGAGAUGGAGAACAUCAUUGGAACGCUAAGAGAUUCCAACCUGAAGCUGACACUUGCUUUUGGAAUAGGAAUGCAUCAUGCUGGAUUACAUGAGAGGGACCGAAAAACAGUAGAGGAGCUAUUUGUAAACUGUAAAGUUCAGGUUCUUAUUGCUACAAGUACUUUAGCCUGGGGUGUAAACUUUCCAGCUCACUUAGUAAUUAUUAAGGGAACAGAAUAUUAUGAUGGAAAAACAAGGCGCUAUGUGGAUUUUCCCAUUACAGAUGUACUCCAGAUGAUGGGGCGUGCUGGAAGGCCUCAGUUUGAUGACCAAGGCAAAGCUGUAAUUCUGGUUCAUGACAUAAAGAAAGACUUUUACAAAAAAUUUCUUUAUGAACCUUUCCCAGUAGAGUCAAGCUUAUUAGGAGUGCUCUCUGACCAUUUAAAUGCAGAGAUUGCUGGUGGUACAAUUACAUCUAAGCAAGAUGCAAUGGAUUAUAUCACUUGGACUUACUUUUUCCGACGUCUUAUCAUGAACCCCAGCUACUACAAUUUGAGUGAUGUGAGCCAUGAUUCUGUGAAUAAAUUUCUGUCCAGUCUGGUUGAGAAGUCUCUGGUUGAAUUGGAACUUUCCUACUGUAUUGAAAUUGGAGAGGAUAAUCGGAGCAUUGAACCUCUGACAUAUGGCCGCAUUGCCUCUUACUACUACUUGAAGCACCAAACAGUUAAAAUGUUCAAAGAGCGUUUGAAACCUGAAUGUGGUACUGAAGAACUGCUUUCAAUUCUGAGUGAUGCAGAAGAAUACACAGAUUUGCCAGUAAGACACAAUGAAGAUCAUAUGAAUAGCGAACUGGCAAAAUGUCUUCCCUUUGAAUCAAAUCCUCAUUCAUAUGAUAGCCCUCACACCAAAGCACAUCUCCUACUACAGGCACAUCUCAGCAGAACCAUGCUGCCCUGCCCAGAUUAUGACACUGAUACCAAAACAGUCUUGGACCAAGCACUCAGAGUAUGUCAGGCAAUGUUGGAUGUGGCUGCAAACCAGGGCUGGCUGGUGACUGCCCUGAAUAUCACCAAUCUGGUUCAGAUGGUGAUCCAGGGUCGGUGGUUAAAAGACUCUUCUCUUCUUUCAGUACCAAACAUAGAACACCACCAUCUUCACAUUUUCAGAAUAGAUUUGAGGGAUCUGGAAAUCCAUUGUCAAAGGAAAUGGAGCACAGGCACAAAAGGCGGACGUACUGGGUGCCAUGGCUUCAUCGAGUGCCUUCCUGAAUUGCUCCAUGCCUGUGGAGGGAAGGACCAUGUAUUCAGCUCGAUGAUGGAAAAUGAGCUAACAGCUGUAAAAAUGAAGCAGGCAUGGAAUUUCUUAUCCCACUUGCCGGUGAUAGAUGUUGGCCUAAGUGUUAAAGGCUGGUGGGAUGACUCAGUGGAAGGACAUGGUGAACUUUCUAUCACAACUCUGACUUCAGACAAACGAAAUGACAACAGGUGGAUCAAAUUGCAUGCUGAUCAAGAGUAUGUGCUUCAAGUCAGCUUGCAGAGAGUCCACUUUGGGUUCCACAAGGGAAAGCAAGACAGCCACGCAGUUACCCCCCGAUUUCCCAAAUUGAAAGAUGAAGGAUGGUUUUUGAUAUUAGGAGAAGUGGAUAAGAGAGAACUUAUUGCUUUGAAAAGAGUGGGAUAUGUUCGAAACCAUCACGUUGUUUCCAUUUCUUUUUAUACUCCGGAACUACCUGGAAGGUAUAUCUACACACUGUAUCUCAUGAGCGACUGCUAUCUUGGCCUGGACCAGCAGUAUGACAUUCAUCUCAAUGUCACACCAGCGAGUAUUUCUGCCCAGGUCAAUGAGGAGGUCUCUGAUGCCUUGAUUGACCUGAAAGUGAAGUAACCUGACCCGAACAGUCCAUUUGAGAGAAUUGGUUAAGAAGUCUGGCUGUUCAUCUAGACAAAGUCGAAUUGCUUGAUGUUUGCCUUGGUGGAAUCAACUUCUAACCUCAAGACACCCAGGAAAUUGACGGUGGCUGCAGUAUUGACUCCAGCAACACAAAGUCAGCUGCGGUGGCCUUUUAACAAAUGUUGCCUUUCAAAAUGUUGUCUUCGUGAGUUUCUUGAUAUGUAAAAUGAACACACGUGUAGGAAAACCUUUUGUGUAUAUUGAGAUGAUAUUUAGGAAUUAUCCAUCAAAUCUUACAUCUCACGGUGUAAUGUUUACAAGAAUGUUGGUUUCUUAUUUUCUAAGGAAAAUUACACUGAGACAUGACAGUGUUAGGAUUUGUUGUAACAGAUUUCUAGCCCUGCAGCAUAAAAUACAUAAGACAAAUCUGUAUGGAGACAUAUAAUAUGGGUUGUUAGCAAAAUUUAUACUUUGAUCACAUGGAGUUUCAAGAAUUUCUUAUAGUCAAAAAUGUUAAUAAUAUAUGAUGUAAAAUUAUAUUGCAGAGCCCAAUGAUGAUAAGGAGAGCAAAAUAUACUGAUCUUAGAAAAUGUGUAUACUAUAACUGGUGGAAAUAAAAUAUUUAGAGUGCCACUUCAAGACAAGCUGACUCAAUUAUCUCGCCUGCUUCCUUCCCAUUUGUUCCCCCCACUCUUCUUUUCAUUACCUCUGCUUCAAGACUUUACUUCCAUACUCUUUCUGAUAUUUAUUUAUACAAGGGGAGAAGUACAGUGUAACUUGUGUUAUAACAUGGAGAGACCACGUAGUUUUAUUAUCAUGAUGACUUAUUAUUUAUGGAAAAGAAGAAUGAAAUAUUGUUAUGUAGCAUGGAUCUUGGGUACUACAGUUAUUGUAAAACUUCAAAUUAUCAUAAAGCCUUUUCAGCCUGAGGUUUUAUUGUCUUCUCUUACCAGGUAUCUGUCUGUCUUCCAUCACUACGGCUGACUAUUCACAGUGAAAGUAGCCCUAAACAGGAACUCCAUAUGCUUGAAGAAUAUGAACUGAUAAUAACUCUGAGCCUUCUCUCUUUCAGAAAUAAUCCAAAAUGAGUAGGUAAAAAUUAUUUCAUGACCUUAAUUUUUUAAAAAGAAAAAUCUGAAGUAAGUUUUAAAUUUUUUGAUUCUUACUAAGUAUAAAAGAACUUGGCUUCUAAGAUAUGUACUGAGCCCUUAUAUUAGCUUUCUUUUUCUGGUUUCAGAAAUCUAAAUUCUAAAUCUAAGCAAAACAAGGAGAUAAAAAUUUUUGGUUUAAUGAGUUCUACUUAGAUCAUUUUAAGGUCCUCAAAAUUCUAAGAAUGAUUAUUGAUUCCAGGUUGUCGAUUUUAAGUGAUGGAGAAUGGUUGCAGGGUCUAGAAAGUUACUCCCAUAAUUUCAGCCUCAGCCCUUUCACUUUCCAUCAUAAGGAUUCUAUACUACUCCUGGAAAAUAAAAUUCUUCCAAUUUGAGGCCUUUAAAUGAGAUUUCAGGAUUCUACCUCGCUUGAAACUUCUACCCAAGUCUUUUGCAUGUCAGUUUGAGAGAUCUUGGAGUACUACAGAGGUUGCUUCCAGUCUUACCCAAGGUCAAGCACACACAGCCAGCCACAUCUGAAUGGAUGCUUACAUUUUUCUUGUUACUCUUCAUUUGGCCUGUAAUUCAGAAAAUAUUUUUAAAGUUUCAUGAGUAGCGCUACAUCUGUAAAUUAAUAUUAACCAGUUCAUUACAGAGACAUCCUGGAAAAGAUGAUGGACUGUAAUCCAUCUUUGGUUGAGCAGAAUCCCAGCACCUCCCUGUCAUUAAAAAUUAUUUGAAUCUCCAAACCCUUGUUCACUUACUUGUUAUCUUUUAUUUGGACUUCUUAAACUACAUAGAUACCAUGCCUGUCCAUUCAAAACAAAUACAGUUACUUUGAAUGACUGCACCCUUUGAUUCCAAGUCAUAUUGGAAGCAGUUUUUAAUGAUUUGAGGGUUGCAGGACUGAUCUAAGAUGAAUUUUAUUCUCGAGGUUUCCACCUUGGAAUCAGAAGACUGCACUUUGCAGGAUGUGGAGGACUAAUCUGGAGCCAGUUCUCAAUUGGCCUACAGCCAAUCAGGCCCAUAUUUCCAAAUGGCCUGAAAAGUGCCCACUUUUCAGGAGGGAAUGGAGCUUCUGAAAUAACCACAUAAUUCCUGCAAAUGAAAAGGCUAACACUGAGUAACGCUGACUGCCAUAAAAAUGAAACUGCCUUUUUCAUGGCUUGUAAAUCGACACCAAAGACCAUCAGAAAAGGGAGAUUCCAAAAAUGUUCUUCAUGGCAACACAUCAGAAUUGGUGCAUAUUUUCUAAAAGUAAUGGUCUAAAGGGAAAAAUCUUUUUUGGAUGUCUGAGUCUAGGUUUGUGUCUGCUUUUUAGUCAAAUUGAUGCAAGGGUUAUUUAAAAAAAAAAGUACUAACCAUGGUGAACCAGCAAAAAAAUAAAAUGGGUGUAAAGUACAGAAGAGGAAGUUUGGAUUGGGGUGGGGGAAGCUCUCACAACACAAUUAUAAAAUAAUGAAUAAGCAGGCUACUGUCAGAGACCUUCAUUAAUCAAACGUUAUCUACUCCAACAUUAUAGUUGUCUCUCCACCAAACUCCAGAUCACACUGGAAACAAAUCACUGCAUACUUCUUCAAAAAUCUGAAAUUGAUACUACAAAGGGUGUCUAACAGUCAUUCUAACGAAGAAAGCCAGUGACUUCAAUUAAGCUUUUAAAUAAGCUUGUCAGUUACAAUACCAAAACAAAUAGGUGGUCUGUCAGGAAUGUGCAUCUUUACAUGUGUUACUUCAGCUGGCUAUUAUCAGAAAAUAUGCUCUAUUUCCCAUUACAGCACAGUUUUACCAAGGGUCUAGAAGGAAUAGGUAUGGAGUGGAAAGAAAAGCUAGGCUUGCAGUAUCAAGAGAAGUGGUUUGGGUUUUUUGGUUUUUGGUUUUGAGUUUGUUGUUGUUGUUGUUGUUGUUGUUGUUUUAAUUAUGUUUCUGUAAUACUACCUUGCCCCUGUGUUGUGUUUGGUGAUCCAAGCAUAUAUUAGAAGAUUUAGGACAAUGUAUUCCAUCAACUCUUCUGUUUCCAUUUGUCACCUACAAAACAGAGAUGAUACCUGCCUGCACUUCCUCUCAUAGUAUUUGACUCCAUUGUGAUAAGGGCAGUGAGCUUCAUUCAUUGUUGUAUACACAGUGUCUGGUACAGCAAGUGUUUUGUCAAUUUCAUUUAAUGAAUCUUUUACAUGAAAAUGCUUAGAAAAUGAUAAACAGCUGUCAAGAGUAAAUAAAAGGUAAAUGAAAGCCUAAGGUGAUAAAUUGUAAACAAACUCAUCCUCAGGAUAAAUUUUAUGGCUAAGAGCCCACCCCACCAUUGCUAUUACCCCCACCAAAAACAAUAAAAUCUUUGUGCUCAGAGAGG
This is a messenger RNA of Herpailurus yagouaroundi (jaguarundi), 10394 nucleotides long. It is a transcript of the gene ASCC3, whose product is annotated as activating signal cointegrator 1 complex subunit 3. Lineage: Eukaryota; Metazoa; Chordata; Mammalia; Carnivora; Felidae. The coding region runs from base 309 to 6953 and encodes 2214 amino acids. The transcript has 43 exons. Gene Ontology annotation, molecular function: nucleic acid binding; ATP binding; ATP hydrolysis activity. The record is from RefSeq and is a predicted model, not a curated record.